Messenger RNA from Bradysia coprophila, 2079 nucleotides. Its product is annotated as copine-9-like. Gene Ontology annotation, biological process: cellular response to calcium ion. The record is from RefSeq and is a predicted model, not a curated record. Gene Ontology annotation, molecular function: calcium-dependent phospholipid binding. NCBI's taxonomy places the organism in Eukaryota, Metazoa, Arthropoda, Insecta, Diptera, Sciaridae. Gene Ontology annotation, cellular component: plasma membrane.
UCGGAAACAAGAAAAGUCAAUCGAAGACACUCCUAAAUAAUAAACAGGUUUGUUAUCAUCAAAAAAGUAAACAUUUUCAUGAUUACAAUUGAACCACUAUAGGGGCCUAUCGGUGUAAUUUAGAUUAGUUUCAUUAGAUUCGUAUCGCUUUUAUUGUUUUAUUGUUUCCGUUAAUCUUAAAGUGGUCUUACCGUAGCUAAAAUAACAAAGAUGACUCAUCUUUUCGUGUGUUAGUGGAUUUUCCACCCAUAUCCAGUUGUAGACUUAAUUAUAGCGUAAUAAGAUUAGUCAUAGCACACAGCUUCUUAGUAACUGAUGGCGAAGCAAAAAUGGUCCUCCAAUGGUUCAACAUCGCAACACAUAACCAACGAAAUGUUGGCACCAUUCACAUCCGGCGUUAUGCCUACAUCUCAGGUGGAAAUGACGCUAAGUUGUCGUAAUCUGAUGAAUGCAGACCUCCUGUCUAAAUCGGAUCCAUAUUGCAUUGUAUGGAUGAAGGACUCGCAGUACCAGGAUCAAUACUUCGAGGUCGGCCGUACCGAACGCAUCGACGACAAUUUGAAUCCGGAAUGGGUGAAGAAAUUCAUUCUCAAUUUCAACUUUGAGACAGUGCAAAAGAUGAAAUUCGAAGUGUGGGAUGUGGAUCCGGACGGGCAAGAUUUCCUUGGCGAAUUCGAAACCACACUCGCCGACAUUGUUUCGUUUUCGGGACGACAGUUCGUUGGCAAUUUGACGGGAAUACCUGGACGAAGACUGGGCGAAAUUGUCAUUGUCACCGAAGAGGUGGCGAGUUGCAAGCAGAUUGUUCGAAUGAAAUUUGGUGCCAGAAACUUAACGAAAUUGUCGUGGUUUUUCAGCAACAAUCCGUUUUUGGUGAUGUCACGUUCGAACGAAGAUGGAUCCGCUUCAGUGGUUUACAAAACGGAAAUGUGUCGUCGAACACAGAAUCCGAUGUGGCAACCAUUCACGAUGAGAGUAACGACGUUGUGUAACGGAGACUACGACCGAAACAUUCGAAUUGAUUGCUAUGACAAUAGAUGGAAUGGAAAUCAUAAACUAAUCGGUUCAACGCAUACAUCACUCCGUCAGUUGUAUGACAAAAAGGCACUAAAGCAACUCGGUCUAAUAAACGAAGCCAAACAAAAUCGACGAAGUAAUUACACCAAUUCCGGCACGUUGGAGAUCGACGGUGUAGACAUAACGGAAGAGAUUUCCUUCUUGGAUUACAUUCGACAUGGAACGCAAAUGCAUUUUGUCGUAGCUAUUGACUUUACCGCUUCCAAUGGUGCACCAAGUGAUCCCACAUCACUUCAUUUCAUCAAUCCACAUCGGCCGAAUAGUUACGAAAUUGCAUUGAGAAGCGUUGGUGACAUUAUUCAACACUAUGACAGUUCGCAGCUAUAUCCAGCUUUCGGAUUCGGAGCCAAAUUACCACCAACUGGAAAUGUUUCUCAUCAAUUCCCACUGAACAACAACCCAUCGCAUCCGUACUGCAAAAACGUUGAGGAAAUUCGUACCCACUACUUGAAUCGCCUGUACGAAGUGCAACUCUACGGACCAACGAAUUUCGCUCCGGUCAUUAACAACACCAUUUCCAUCGCCAGUCAAUACAAGGACGGUAAACACUACUUCGUUCUGCUGAUCAUCACCGACGGCAUCAUCUCCGACAUGCAUCAAACGAAACACGCAAUCGUCAGCGCAUCCUCACUGCCAAUUUCAAUAAUCAUCGUCGGUGUAGGUGAUGCCAAUUUCGAUGCAAUGGACGAAUUGGAUUCGGAUGAUGUUCGACUGAUGGUGGACGGUCGGUAUGCUGAACGCGAUAUCGUGCAGUUUGUUCCGCUGAACCAAUUUAUAUCGAAGAAUGGUCCGUUCAUCAAGUCGCAAGUGGAUUUGGCAAAGGCAGUUCUGGAGGAAAUUCCCGAUCAGUUAACCGGUUACAUGAGAUCUUGCGGUUUCAAACCGGAUAUAAAGACACAAAUACCGGGCGAUGCUGCAGUCAUGGCACCAACAGCGCCGAUGUAAAGGGAAGAUGUAGUCACAAAUGAUAUAUGUCCAGUGCCAAGGUAGGUAAAUCAAAAA